UAGAUUUUGUGUUCAUUUGUUUUUGCUGUAAGGCAGCUAUUAAUCUGCUUCUCCUCUUUGCUGGAUGGUGCCCUUCUUACUUAGCAAAUAGAUCUGUUUCAUUUCACUUUGGGUUUGCAUUUCCCUAAUCACUUGGGGGCGGGGAGGGAAUCUGUCGAUAGAACAGCCCAUGAAAUGGCCCAAGGUCUAGAGGCUGCAGAGAUGGAAAAAUCAGAUGGGAAAGAGUCGUUUUCUGGAAAAGAGCCCACCCAUUUCGAAGUGCUUGGGCCACCAAUGAGCUCAUGCAUAACUUGCAUUUUUGCUGAGCAGUGGAGCCUCUGAAGGGAACCAGAACUUUCGCCCUAUUUCACUGUAGUGGGUGACUUGUCCAGGAGAUUAAGAUGAAAUAAAGCAUUUCAAGGACCUUGCUGAGACUCCUUACAUAUGUGUACAUAUAUAGAAUCAACUCAGCAACAUUAACCUUGACUGGAACGUGCCCUCUACAUCCUGGCGUUUCCUCAUGAGCGCCCUUGGCCGGCUGCAGCUUCAUGCAUGGGGGCAAGUAAAUGCUUGCAAGCCAGCAAACCCAGGCUUCGCACUGGCUGCGGAGGGACCAGGCCCCUGCAUCCACAUUCUCCACCAGUAACAACUGGCCCAUAGCUCUGGCCUCUAGUCUUAUGAACCUGAGCUUAAGGUCCAACAGACGGGAGAAGCAGAUACCAUUUAUUUGACAGAAAGGCCACGCCUCAAAGUGAAAACCUUGUUUUACUUUCUAAAUGUCCCAUUUUGGUCAAGCUGCGAAUGGAGAGGGCCUCCCUGCUUGGCGUGGGGGCUGCUAAUUGCCCCUCCAUGUUCGUUUAGGUCUCUCAGACACGUGAGGCCUGCCCCGUGUGUCCAGUCCCGACCCUACAGGACUGACUUGGGAAAGUGCCCCCUCUGUCCUGGUAUCACUGCUUCCAGAUCAACCUCAGCCCCCUUACAGCCUCAAAUGGAGCUUAUGCUAUGUCCGGUGAAAUGCAGAUGUGGCGUGAAUAACCCAGAAGACCAUGGGUCCCUACGUUCCUCUUCAACACAAAACGAUGCCCCCAAGAAGACCCUUCCUCUGAAGCAGGAUUCCCUGUGCCCAUGGCACCAUGGGGUUGGGGCGGGCAUGGUCUUAUUGGCAUCAAGUAAGAGAAGUAAGAAUAGUCUCGGGAGUCAGACACACCCGUGCUCAGUCCCCGAGCUUAUGAGCUGGGCAUUGGACAAGUUAUCUCACCCCUCUGAGCCUCCUUUUUUAAUUAGAACAAUAACGCAACCCCCUUUCAAGGGAUGUUUCGAGAAUUAGAACUACUGAAUAGAAGGCUCUAGCCCGAUGCCUGAUGUGCUAAAAUUCUCAAAGGAUGCUCGCUACUAUUACUGUGGCAGUAUCCAUGGUGACAGAAGAUGACCACUUAAGUAGGCAUGGCAACUUAAGCCUGACAUGAGGCUCUAGUGUCAUCGGGUAGAGGGAGUGCCGGGACCAGAGGGCACAUUCAUGAAGAGGAGGAUCUCAGCCACCGGCAUGGACAUCCAGGACACCAAGAGCUGAAGUUGUAAUAAAUGGCUCCUCAUCACCAGCUGUUGUUGACAGAAGUAAUGAGAGCAUGAAGCACAACAUCCAGCCGGCCUCGGCCAAGUGGAGACACAACCAGACUCUCUCUCUGAGGAUCAGGAAGCAAAUCCUCAAGUUUCUGGAUGCUGAAAAGGACAUCUCUGUCCUCAAGGGGACCCUGAAGCCGGGAGACAUCAUUCACUACAUCUUUGACCGCGACAGCACCAUGAACGUGUCCCAGAACCUCUACGAGCUGCUGCCCCGGACUUCGCCGCUGAAGAACAAACACUUCGCCACCUGCGCCAUCGUGGGCAACUCUGGGGUGCUGCUCAACAGCGGCUGCGGCCGGGAGAUCGACACGCACAGCUUCGUCAUAAGGUGCAACCUGGCCCCCGUGCAGGAGUACGCCCGGGAUGUGGGGCUCAAGACAGACCUGGUGACCAUGAACCCAUCGGUCAUCCAGAGGGCCUUCGAGGACUUGGUGAACGCCACGUGGCGGGAGAAGCUGCUGCAGCGGCUACACAGCCUCAACGGCAGCAUCCUGUGGAUCCCCGCCUUCAUGGCCAGGGGCGGCAAGGAACGGGUCGAGUGGGUCAACGCGCUCAUCUUGAAGCACCACGUCAACGUGCGCACCGCCUACCCGUCUCUGCGCCUGCUGCACGCUGUCCGUGGGUACUGGCUGACCAACAAGGUCCACAUCAAAAGACCCACCACCGGCCUCUUGAUGUACACGCUGGCCACGCGCUUCUGCAACCAGAUCUACCUCUACGGCUUCUGGCCCUUCCCGCUGGAUCAGAACCAGAACCCCGUCAAGUACCACUAUUACGACAGCCUCAAGUACGGCUACACCUCCCAGGCCAGCCCGCACACCAUGCCCUUGGAGUUCAAGGCCCUCAAAAGCCUGCACGAGCAGGGGGCCUUGAAACUGACUGUGGGCCAGUGUGACGGGGCCACGUAAGGGCCCCCGGGGACUCGGUGGCUCACAUUUCCUGCCGACUACACCACAGGCAGAUGGGAGUCGGGGCGGCGCAGACUCUACAACAAGCAGGCUAGUGGUUUUUCUUUGUUCAAGUGUAAAACAGUGACCAGAAUAUAUAUAUAUCUCUACCUGCAUAUAUAUAUUGACCUGAGUAUUUAUAACUGUGUGGUGUUCAUCUAGCAUUAGGCAGAUAAGCCACAGGAAGAAGGUGUGGAGAACCCACCCACAUUGGAUGGAGACUCGGUCCAUCUUUGGGGGGGCGGGCAGAAGGACUUAAAAAGAAGCCGGUCAUGUGACUUGGGGGGACCGGCUGCCUCCCGCAUGGGGGGGGGGCCUCUGAGGGCUCGUGGUUGAAUGGAGAGCCAUGAUUGGCAGCUUCCCCGAGCCCCUGAGGUGUGUGGAUUCUGGGUGAGGCAAGACCCAGAAGGACAACUUGACCCAAGUCUCACGGAGCGAGGGAGGCUGGAGCGUCCGCCGGGCACAAGACAAGCAGCAGGGGCCACAUCUGAAGAGAAGGCCUCGGCCCACCAACUUGAGUCCACUGGCCUGGGGGGAACCUCAGUGGAGCCAGCCCUGACCAGAGGGGCCUCUGCAGUGGUGGCGCGAAGGCUCGAGACAUCCCGUGGACAGUUCAUACUCCAGCUUAACAAGAACCACCAAGGACGUGGGGUGGAAAAGGCAGAAGAUGCUAACGAGCUGGGGUACUUCAAAAUCGUGUUUUUGGAAAAUCACAACCUCCUGUUCAGGGCCAGCGCGCCACCCCACAGUAAGGCAGAAGAGCUUCCAGACCGAGGGGCCGUGGCCGGUGUGCUUUAAAUCCGCUGAGUCUACUGAGAAGGAGGGGACCUGGGGAUAUCACCCUUGGGGGCACCCUCCUUCCUGCCUUGUUACAAUGUCACAGGAGGGACUGGACUGUCCCCUUCGGCCACCAGGGACGACACAGCAAAAGCUCGAAAGGGCACCGUCAAGAUAAAUGUCAUCCUUUCUGAAACACCCGCAAUUGCCUUUCCAGGGGCCCGACAGAGAUGCAGCCCCCGGACUCCAGCUCCAUUUCUCUGCAGCCACACUCUUUGUUUGCUUCUUGCAUUGUGCUCACCAGGGGCCUCUGCGGCCAGACUCCUGUGUCACUGUCACUCUUGCGUCACUUUCCCACCAUGAGCUCCAACACUGAGGCUUUCGACUCUGCAGGGAGAGGGUCCAGUGUCCACACCCCUUCCCACAGAUGAUUUUCGAAUUUUGCAGGAUCCUUUUCUCCCCUAUUAAGAUUAAUAUUCAGUUUUUUUGUAAAUCCAAAACCAAUGUGGUAUCAAAUACUGGGCAUAAUCUCCCUCGGGAAAUCUGGGCUUGAUGCCAGUAACUCAGAGGCUGAACUCACAGGUCAUGUAGACAAGCUUUGGCCGACGUGAUGGGCUGGACGCAUCCCCUCAGCUGAGAAAUAACCAUGUUCUAAAAUGUAUUUGAAAGAUAAGGAAAAAAACAUCCUCUUAAAGGUGAUGGGAGUUAAGAAAAAUAAUCAAGAUCUGCUCCCCAGCAGAUGAGACCGGACAUAACUAAUCAACAGCAGUCGAGGACAAGACAUUGGCUCUUAAUUCAUGGUGCACGGGAGGCAAGUGGAGCUGGAGGAAGGCGGCUCAGGUCUUCAGCCCCACCCAAGUCUGGCCCUACAUCUGUUGCUUUCCUGUUGUUCUUGUUUUUACUUGAAGUCUCAGAUUUGGGGUUUGCAUUAUAAAAUGAAUAUUUAAAAAAGCAACAGCCCUAACAGCCUCUGUGGGAACUGAGUGGCUUGGAUGCCUCACGAGAAGUGGAAAUAAUUAGGAUCACAUUUUACACUUCUCCAGAGCCUUUCAUCUCAAGGAUCUCAAAGGCCCUGGAAAGACAUUUCAUUACCGAAGUUUGCCAUGCCUGGGGGACAUGCAGAAUUGCCAGCAGGGCCUGGGUGGAUUGGCCUAAGGCCUUGGGUUCCAGAAUGUUCCAGGGGUGAGUCCCGUGGGGCGUUCAACAUCAGGUCUUGGGGUUUGCCUGCGUUCUAUCUGCCAGCACCCUGCCCUAGACGGCCAGGGAAAACCUGUUUGCUUUUUGGCUCAUCUUGGUCUUGGUUCCUGAAACUGUAGUUGGUGGGAGUUGAUGUGGAGAAGCCUUUACAGCCAGUUUUCCAGUUCCUUCCAGAGAAAGGUUGGAGAGCCUGGCUCUCCACCCAUCACCAUUCCCCAGAUCUGGGGUCCAGAGCUGCCUGAAUGCAAUGACCAGUGAUGGCAGGAGCUGCAGGCACCUCAGUUUCCCCAUCUGGGCACUAACGGUCAGGAGGCAGCCUGGCUCCCCCCUCUUAGAGCUCAGUAUGAGUGGGGUCCAUUGUGGCCUCUGGCCCAGUCAGCCUGGGUGGCCCACAGAGUCCGGGCCUGUCCCCUUAGUGGCAACCUGACCCGCUGCCUGGCAAUGACUGUGUCACAGGACCCCGAGAGCAGGUGGCCCGUCAGCCCAGCCAGACCUCCAUUCGCCUCCAGCCCCUAACCGACCCCCACCAUCAACUGUCUGCUUCGUUGAAGACAUGGAACCAUCUGGAAUAAGGACUCUAGUCAAAAUCCCCUGAUCUCCUUCCUCCCAUUUCUGAGGAGGCAACGUCCAUCUUUUCACAAGUAACAUCUCCCUUAUGCCCUCAGUCCUCCUGGUCCACCAGCACACACGCCCCUGCAGCCCCUUCCCGCCCUCCCACCAGGCCUGGCCCUUGUGCUACCUGGAUCCCCCUGGUCUCCCUGCUUCGGGGACCAGCGAGUCUACAUGGCCACCUCCAGAGGCCCCUUCCCAUGCCCCAGCUGUCCACACACUUGGCUCUGCGGCCCCGUCCCCCGGCUCCCCUUGUCCCCUCUCUAUCCAGGAGUCCACGUUCUUGAGAUUUUUUUCCUCCCUUCCCAAUGCUGCUUCCUCACUUAUUUAUGUAUUUAUUUAUUUAUGUAUUUAUGAUUUAUUUAUUGACACCCCUACCUUGACCUUAAAAAGGAGCGCCUGUGACCCUUAUUUCCCUCUCUCCUGGCCUCACAAGGCGGAACUUAACUCCAUGGGUGUCCCCGCCCAACCCCCUCAUUGUGUCCCCACAGGCUCCCCCAGCUGCCUCCACCCCCUUGGGUCUCUCACACUCCCCGAGGCCCAGGCUCGGCUCCACGCUGCUCCUUGGACACGCCCGCCCCGGCAGCACCAGCAUCUCCACCGUCAAGGUUAUCACCUCCCGCCCCACCUCCUUUUUGUUUAAAGCCCUUAGAUCCUCUGGACCACCCAAUCCUGAGACCCAAAUUCAUCUCUGACCUUCACCCACGAGUCCCCUGCCAGCCUCUCUCAGAUCUCCUCUGCGUGCACUCGCCCAGGCUCCAUCCCCCCGGAACUGGCUCUGCAUGUUCUCUCCAGCCAUCCACAGCCCCUCAAAGGCGCCCCUGGCCCACAGAGGUGUCCCCAGGCCUCGCCCUGACACUCCAGCCCCACUGAGGCGCCAUUGUUCCCUCCCAUCACGCCAGGUCCGCCCGGAGCAGUGACGGCUCCUGGAAGGCAGGAUGCCGGGUUUCCCUGUCUCUGUGCCUUUGUUCUGGCCAUGCUCAUCCCCCGGAAUGUUCUCUUCUGUUUCCUUCAAGGCCACGCAGGAGCCACAUCCUCCAUGAAGCCCUCCCUGAUCGGCAGCCCCAGGGCUCCCCUCGCUGAACCACCGUAGCACUUUAUUUGUCCCUUUGUCCCGGCGCUUACCAUGUUCUGCCUUGUAGUAUAGUGAUCGUGCACUCGUCCGAUGGCUGUUCUUAGACUGUAAGCUCGCCAGGGGCAGGGACCGUGUUUUAUUCAUCUGUGUCCAUCACAGCACCAGGCUGGUGCAUAGCACACAGCAGUCGCUCAAUAAACGUUUGUUGGAUUCAAUCC
Talpa occidentalis (Iberian mole) is the source of this 6425-nucleotide messenger RNA. RefSeq names its product ST8 alpha-N-acetyl-neuraminide alpha-2,8-sialyltransferase 2 (gene ST8SIA2). Gene Ontology annotation, biological process: oligosaccharide metabolic process; N-glycan processing. The coding region runs from base 1605 to 2510 and encodes 301 amino acids. Lineage: Eukaryota; Metazoa; Chordata; Mammalia; Eulipotyphla; Talpidae. The transcript has 5 exons. Gene Ontology annotation, molecular function: alpha-N-acetylneuraminate alpha-2,8-sialyltransferase activity. The record is from RefSeq and is a predicted model, not a curated record.